Molecule: messenger RNA, 5316 nt
Organism: Papaver somniferum (opium poppy)
Lineage: Eukaryota; Viridiplantae; Streptophyta; Magnoliopsida; Ranunculales; Papaveraceae
Product: mediator of RNA polymerase II transcription subunit 33A-like
Exons: 12
Coding region: 1136-5113 (1325 amino acids)
Biological process (GO): regulation of phenylpropanoid metabolic process
Cellular component (GO): mediator complex
Source: RefSeq, a predicted model, not a curated record
AUACAUAUUAUUAAGAACCUAAUUGAGUUUAACAAAUGAAGAAAUGAGAUUUCUAUAAUCAACAAAUGAGGAUAAUUGAUCAAGAUACAUGCGUUGUUGUAGUUGGUAUCACCACUGUAACCAAUCAAGACAGCGAAAAAGAGCCACAAAAUAAGAAUUAAAGGCGGAGAGACUUUAACAAACAUGGUGUUUUAUUUCUUGUUGUUUUUUCAUCCGCGCUUGAAGAAGCUCUUCUUCAAUUAAAUUCCAUUUCUAUAAAAUGGUGGAAUGACCGGUAAAUGUUUGGGUAUCUUCUCUUUAUUGUUUUCGUAUGUCUCUCAUAUUUAGCAUUAUUUGAGUUUUAAUCAAAAAUAAAAUAAAAAUAGAAUAUAUGUAGCCGAUCAAAAUUGAAGAGCUUCAAUGGAAUCAGACGAAACCAUGGAACAAUUAAAGUUAAAUUCCAUCGAUUUUCCUGGUGAAAAAACGAGAUUGCAACCGAGGUUGGGCAAUUCCAACGACUUUCUUGGUAAAAAAUCGUCUCGGCCAAAAUACCAAUGCCGGCUCCUCUGUGACCGAAACUGGAAAAAUCACCGAAAUCUUGGUUGAGACGGCCAAAACGACACAAUGCCCGUUCCUUAAAUUCCAACACCAGAUUUUGAUAGUAAGUGCUCUUUUGGUGUACAUCGGGGGAAUAAGUGAUGGCAUGCAAGUGGCACCAAGUGCAUUUUUUCUAUCAUUUCUCUUGAGUACCCUGGGACCCUAGCUAGCUCCAAGCCGAACCCUGAACCCUAUAAAUCAAGAUAAAAAUCUCUUAAAACCGCACUCCACACACACACACUGACUCGCCUUCACUUCUAAUUAAAUACUGUACUUUUAUCAAACCCUCAAAUUUGGACAUAAAAGUCCUCAAACACAAGGGACCCGCAAACAAUACCACUCCCUUGGACAAAAAUAAAUACUAAUAUUCUCUGUUCCUCAAAACAGAGAAGAGAAAAACCUCUUCAAUGUGUGCAUCAUCAUGAUCCCAUGAUCUCAUUCACACUCUCAUCAUACUAACUUUGAUUUCUUGAUUUCAAUUUCGUGAUCUGGGUUUCUAAUUUGGUUGUUUCAUGGCGCUAUUUAUGAUCUAAUUAGUAAGCUGAGUAGUUUCUUAAAAAUGGCUGUAAUUGGACAAACAGCAACUAAUGUCUGGGAUCGUGUUUUAGAAGUAACUAAAACUGGCCGGAGUAAAGGUAUUGAUCCAGUAACAUGGGUUACUCAAAUCUCUUCAGUUUUGGGUUUUGGGGGUGUUUCUUUACCUUCAACUGAACUUGCAAAUCUGUUGGUUUCUUACAUUUGUUGGGAUAAUAAUGUUCCAAUCUCAUGGAAGUUCUUGGAGAAGGCGUUGACUGCUAAAAUGGUGAACCCUAUGCUGGUUCUUGCUCUACUUUCUUCCAGGGUGAUUCCCAGGCGAAGGUCUCAACCAGCUGCAUAUAGGCUGUUUAUGGAGCUAACUAAGAGGCAUGCCUUUUCAUUUGCAUCUCAAUUCACUGGUUCAAAUGAUCAGAAGUGCAUGAAAGCCAUAGAUGAUGCUCUUCAUCUCUCAGAGAUAUUUGGUCUUCAAGCAUCUGAAGCUGGGAUUCUUGUCGUUGAAUUCGUGUUUUCGAUUGUAUGGCAGUUAGUUGAUGCAACUUUAGAUGACGAAGGGUUGCUGGAACUGACCUUGGAAAAGAAGUCUAGAUGGGCGACAAGGCCGCAAGAUAUGGAAAUAGAUGGUGAUGUUGGCUUCAAUGAGAGGAGUACAGAACAUCAUGAGAGAUUGCAGAAAGCAAAUACAGUGUUUGCGAUAGAUUUGAUUGGUCAGUUCCUGCAGAGUAAAUUGACUUCCAGGCUUCUCUUCUUGGCACGUGAAAACAUGCAGUCACAUUGGGAAGGUUUCAUUCAUCGUUUACGUCUGCUUGCGGCACAGUCUUCUGCAUUAAGGAGUUCAAACACAAUAACACCAGAAACCCUGCUGCAGUUGUCAUCAGAUACACGUAAAAUUUUGUCUCGAGAAAGUAAAGGCGGUCUUCAACAAGAAUUCCACGCAGUUUUGGCUUCUGGGUCUCUGAGUUCAUCCGCUCAUAGUUGUUCUUCAAUUUGGCUUCCUCUUGACCUGUUUCUGGAAGAUACCAAUGAUGGAUCACUUGUUUUAGCAACUAGUGCCAGUGAAAUUCUUACUGGUUUCAUUAAAUCUCUUCAAGCAGUUAAUGGUACUACCUGGCACGACACCUUCUUAGGUCUUUGGUUUACUGCAAUUCGGCAUGUUCAAAGGGAAAGGGAUCCCAUUGAAGGUCCUGUACCUCGCCUUGAUACUCGCUUAUGCUUGUUACUGUCUAUUACCACACUUGCAAUUGCCAAUAUUAUUGAGGAGGAGGAGGAUGCCAUAGCCGCUGAAAAGGAACAAAAUAGCAUGAAUAACCAGUGGACUGACAGACAGGUUGUGGGGAAUCGUCGGUUGGAUUUGGUUUCAAGCUUAAAAUCCCUGGGGGAUUAUGAGGCUUUGCUGGCCCCACCUCAAUCUAUUAUUUCUGCAGCCAAUCAGGCUGCGGCAAAAGCAAUGAUGUUUGUCUCAGGCCUCUCAGUAGAAAGUGGCUACUUUGAUUGCAUUAGCAUGAGUGACAUGCCAAUGAACUGCUCUGGAAACAUGCGGCAUUUGAUAGUUGAGUCUUGUAUUGCUAGAAAUCUGCUGGAUACGUCAGCAUAUUUCUGGCCGAGUUACGUGAAUGGGCGAAUCAGCCAAUUGCCUCAUAUUGCACCUGGCCAAGUGCUUGGUUGGUCAUCAUUAAUGAAAGGGGCCCCAUUAACUCCAGCAAUGGUAAAUGUUUUGGUUUCAGUACCGGCUUCAAGCUUGGCGGAGCUCGAAAAAAUAUUUGAGAUUGCAAUAAAUGGAUCAGACGAUGAGAAGGUCUCCGCUGCCACCAUUCUCUGUGGAGCAUCUCUGGUUCGAGGUUGGAACAUACAGGAGCACACUGUCUGUUUUAUUACAGAACUGCUAUCUCCUCCAGUUCCUGCAGAUUAUUCCGGGAGCGAAAGUCAUUUGAUAGCUUAUGCUCCUUUGCUGAACACCCUUCUUGUUGGCAUGGCAGCAGUUGACUUGGUCCAAAUUUUAUCGCUGCAUGGCUUGGUUCCACAACUUGCGGGUGCAUUGAUUGCCAUCUGUGAGAUUUUUGGUUCAUGUGUGCCGAGUGUCUCAUGGACUCUUCCAACAGGAGAAGAAAUCAAUGCACAUUCAGUUUUUUCGAAUGCGUUUACUCUUCUGUUGAGGCUGUGGAAAUUUAAUUAUCCACCUCUUGAACAUGUCAUUGGAGAUGUUCCCCCAGUGUGGUCCCACUUAACUCUUGAAUAUCUUUUGUUGGUGCGGAAUUCUCAAUUAGUAGUUUCUGGCAACACAUCAACAGUUCAAAGUAGAAGUCACAGAAAAUCAAGAGUCAGAAGUUCAUCAUUUGUGGAACCCAUCUUUGUGGACUCGUUUCCAAAAUUGAAAGUCUGGUACCGGCAGCAUCAAGCAUGUUUGGCAUCAACCCUUUCUGGUCUUGUGCAUGGAACUCCAGUGCAUCAAAUUGUUGAUAACCUUUUAAACAUGAUGUUCAGGAAGACAAUGAAUAAAAGUGGAAACCAGCCUCUAACUUCCGGAAGUAGUAGUUCAUCUGGUCCUGGAAGUGAAGACGCCUCUCUAAGACCUAAACUACCUGCUUGGGAAAUCAUGGAAGCUGUUCCUUUUGUGGUCGAUGCAGCUCUUACAGCUUGCUCUCAUGGAAGACUUUCGCCUCGUGAAUUGGCUACAGGCCUCAAAGAUCUAGCUGAUUUUCUUCCUGCAUCAUUGGGAACCAUUAUCAGUUACUUUUCUGCCGAAGUAACUCGUGGAAUUUGGAAGCCAGCUUUUAUGAAUGGAACUGAUUGGCCAAGCCCUGCAGCAAAUCUCUCGUCUACUGAAGAACAGAUCAAAAGAAUUGUAGCUGCUACUGGCGUUGAUGUUCCGAGCCUUGUUGCAGGAGGAAGCUCUCCAGCAACACUUCCACUACCUUUGGCCGCUUUCGUAAGCCUUACAAUAACCUACAAACUCGAUAAAGACUCAGAAAGAUUCCUCAACCUUGCUGGUCCUGCAUUGGAAAACCUUGCAGCAGGUUGCCCGUGGCCAUGCAUGCCGAUUGUGUCUUCCCUGUGGGUCCAGAAAGUGAAGCGCUGGAGCGAUUUCCUCAUCUUCUCUGCAUCACGCACAGUUUUCCACCAUAAUAAGGAUGCUGUAGUUCAGCUUCUCAAGAGCUGCUUUACAGCUACACUAGGCCUUAGUGGUUCACCUAUAACGAGUAAUGGUGGUGUUGGAGCGCUUCUUGGCCAUGGAUUUGGUUCUCAUUUUUACGGAGGAUUUUCCCCUGUUGCCCCUGGGAUUCUCUAUUUACGAGUAUAUCGAUGUAUUAGAAAUAUUAUGUUCAUGACGGAGGUGAUUCUCUCUCUCUUGAUGGACUCGGUGAAGGAAAUCGCAGCUAGCGAACUGCAAAGACAAAGAAUGGAGAAACUGAAAAGGACCAAAUAUGGGACGAGAUAUGGGCAGAUUUCUCUUGCCGCAGCAAUGAAACAGGUGAAGCUCGCAGCAUCACUAGGAGCUUCACUGGUGUGGUUAUCUGGUGGGGCACCUCUUGCUCAGCGCUUGAUCCAAGAGACAUUACCAUCAUGGUUCCUAUCUGUUCAUGGAUCAGAACAGGAAGGAAGCUGUGGAGGGAUGGGUGCAAUGUUAGGUGGUUACGCACUAGCAUAUUUUGCGGUUAUGUGUGGAACAUUUGCCUGGGGUGUAGAAUCUGUAUCAACAGCUUCAAAGAGACGGCCUAAAGUAAUCAGAACCCACUUCCAAUUCCUAGCAAGUGUGCUCGAUGGGAAGAUCUCACUUGGUUGUGAUUGUGCUACAUGGCGUGCAUAUAUGUUAGGAUCUCUGACUUUGAUGGUCGCUUGCACACCGGAGUGGCUGUUGGAAGUGGAUGUAGACAUCUUGAAGAGAUUAUGUAAAGGAUUGAGGAAUUGGAACGAGGAAGAGCUUGCUGUGGCUCUGUUAGGAAGAGGCGGAAAUGCGACAAUGGGUGCAGCUGCUGAACUGAUUGUUUUAAGUAGUAGUGAAUGAUUCACCUCUUUCUUCGAGAAUGUUGUACAGUAUGUUUUAGAGGUUAUGUAUUCCUAAUUUUGUAUCGUAGAAAUCCGGACUUCUCGUACUAGUAGACCAGUGGUCUUUGUAGAAUCGCCCGUGUACAGUUGCAGAAAGUAGUCAUGGAAAUUGAUGGAAGGUUUUGCAAUAGUAAUAUGGAAGUUGAAAUUGUUGUCUAUUCA